AUGGCGAAGUUAUCGGUCGGGAUCGCGUCACUGUGCGUCCUGCUGCUGCUGCUCCCUCCUCCCACGGCGCGCGCCUCCGGGGUGCAGCCCGUCGGGCAGGUGGUGGAUCACCCGGUGGGUCAAACAUCGGGCGGCUCCAGAUCCGACGGCGACGCCGCCGACGCGCUCGACGCCGUGCCGAGGGAGACGCUGCAGUCGCUGUUCAACUGGGCGAUCAAAAACUCGGACCCGGAGAAGCUGGCGGACAUGGCGCGCAGGGUUCGCGACGGCGAGCGCGUCGAUGUCGGCGCCCUGCCCGACGCGAACCGCGCGUCAGCACGGGCGGUGCCGAACCAAUCGCGAUGGACGACCGAGGAGUUGGAGCAGAAACGGCGGGACGUCCGCGAGGUUCUCGACGCCCUGUCCAACCAGCCCACCGAGGCGCAGUACAUCAAGCUCGCCACCGGCAUGUACACCAACGCGUCGUUGCCAAAGGAGGACCGGAUCCUCGCCCUGGACGAGCUCAAGGAGCUGGUGCGGCAAAUCGACAACGCGAACGACUUGCACGCGCUUGGCGCGUUGGCGCCCUUAAUCCACGUCGCCCUCGACUCACCCGGCACCGAGGACGAGGACGUCGCCUCCGCCGCCGCCUCCACCCUCGCCGUCGCCAUGAGCAACAACGCGGAGGUGCAGGCGCUGGUCCACGCGUGGCGACCGCCGGAUCAAACGGUGGACCGGUUUCGACGCAAGACGCUUCGAAGAGAAGACGGCACCUACGACGAGUGCGACGACGAGGCGCACGAGCACUGGGGCGUGGACGACGUCGCGGACGUCGGCAAACGCGACCCGCACCACUUCGCCGCCGACCGUGCCGGGCACUACGGCGACGAGACCGUUCACGACCCGGGGUUUCGCAACGACGUCGAGCAUCGCGACGUCGCCAAGCGGCGGAAGACGGCGCGGGCUAACGACGACGAACUCGUAGCCAGACACGGGGACAUCCGCGUCGGGGACUGGCCGGAGCCGAGGCUCGGGGUGGAGGCACGGCUCGCCAGGCUCGCGCUGGACGAGUCCGUCGCCGUCGAGCGAAGGGUCCGGUGCAUGUUCGCGUUGGGCGCGAUGCUUCGGACGUCGCCGCUGAGCCGCCGGUCGUUCUUCGCCGCCGACGGCGCCGCGUUCAUCGUCCAGGCGCUCGCCGACGACGUACCGUCUCGGGUGCGUGUCAGGGCGCUGGUCAUCGCCACCGACGUGUUUGAGAACCCCACGGUGCACGUCACCGGAUCGAACGAACGAACGUUGGCGACGGGGGAGCGGCACUUGGCCAUCAAAGGCGUGGAGGCGUUCGCGCGCCUCAUGCGUCGCGGGUCGCGAGACUCGAGGGAAAAGGCGGUGCACGCGUUGAAAGCCGCGAUGGCGGUGGACGAGUCGUAUCCGGAGGAGCGCAUGAGCGGGCACGUGCUGAGGGAGGCGAGGGAGAGGGGCGUCGGUGAAGCGCUGAGGGCGGCGGCGUCGUUCUUCCACGCCAACGCGCGCGAGGACCCGGACGUCGCGGAGUACAUGGAGGAGGUGGCGAGGGAGGCGGAGGAUCUGUCCGCCGUCGUCGCCGCGCCCGAGCCCGCCGCCGCGAACGACGAGCUGUGA
Messenger RNA from Micromonas commoda, 1620 nucleotides. RefSeq lists its product with no specific name. Lineage: Eukaryota; Viridiplantae; Chlorophyta; Mamiellophyceae; Mamiellales; Mamiellaceae. The record is from RefSeq and is a predicted model, not a curated record. The transcript is spliced from 2 exons. Bases 1 to 1620 code for a protein of 539 amino acids.